AUGCAACUACUGUUGGGCACUUUAGGCUUGGAACUUUCCUUGUUUUCUUCGUUUGAUUUUGGUCUAGUAGGUCUGAAUUUGUUAAUUAUCAAACCGGGUUAUUCACCCGAAUGCGCUUUACAUUUGCCAUCUUUUACAGUUUGGAUAUCUUUGAUACCGAUUGGACAAUACCUUCUCAUUAAGAAUCAGCGGGUCAGUAAUUUGGGCAUGUCAGCUUUGUUCAAUUUUCAAAGUCUUCUCAGCGUUGUGCUGUUACUGAUUUGUACAUGUGCCUAUAUCAGACACUUCUCUCCUGCAUUACUGGAUGCACAUAAGCACGGCUUUUUGGGUCUAUUCUGGAAAUGUGCUCGUAUUGGCGAACGUAAAAGCCCUUAUGUUGCCAUCUGCUGCAUUCUUAUGGCUGGCGCUGUGAUAUUCGGGUCGUGA
This is a messenger RNA of Dicrocoelium dendriticum, 426 nucleotides long. Lineage: Eukaryota; Metazoa; Platyhelminthes; Trematoda; Plagiorchiida; Dicrocoeliidae. The record is from the annotation of a GenBank genome assembly.